Messenger RNA from Durio zibethinus, 2533 nucleotides. Its product is annotated as phosphatidylinositol 3,4,5-trisphosphate 3-phosphatase and protein-tyrosine-phosphatase PTEN2A-like. Gene Ontology annotation, biological process: dephosphorylation. NCBI's taxonomy places the organism in Eukaryota, Viridiplantae, Streptophyta, Magnoliopsida, Malvales, Malvaceae. Gene Ontology annotation, cellular component: cytosol. Gene Ontology annotation, molecular function: phosphatidylinositol-3,4,5-trisphosphate 3-phosphatase activity. The record is from RefSeq and is a predicted model, not a curated record.
UAAAGAAAGAAUAUGGAAAAUAGAUUAAAAAAAGAAAAAAAAAUGAAAGAAAAUGUGGGGCCAUACAAAAAAUCCAAAAGAGAUUAGAUCAAGACGGCGGAGGCGGAUCAUUUCUCUUGGUAUGAGCCGUACACAAGAUUCUUAAUUGGGAAAACAUGAUUUCCUACCGUCCAACUUCGAUCUUAAAUACAAUUUCCGCCAAAUCAGCGGUCCAGAUUCGUUGACCACGGAAAGCACGUGAAGCGACGGAAAAACCAGCACCUUCAAAUUGCGAAGCGCCAGUCUCAGUCACCCUUUCUCUUUCCGUUGCCGUGUUAAAUCUAGAAACCCUACGUUUUUUUAAAAGGUUCCGGUUUUGCAAUUCCUGCUUCUGUUUUUUCCGUAGUCUCGAUACAAGUUGUAAUUCUGAGUACAAUAAACUGGUUUCUCAUAUGCUGGGUCUAUGAACUCUUGACCUUCAAUAAUUAUUGAGGCCUCUGCAACGGCAAAUGGAUAAUGUACCUGCUGACUCAACAAGUUCACCUCCUGUUAAAUCUCCUGAUGUACAAACUCCUGCUGCCACAGAUUCAGGACCAAGUAAUUCUAUUCAUGAUGCACCAUCAAAGCUGCCGUCAUGGGCUAAAAGUUUAAAAAUUCCUCAGCCUUUUGCUGCCUCACAAGAGGACUCACCAACAGGAAAUGAUGGAAAAUCAACUUUUUCACGGUUUACUAGUGGGCUAGGGCUGCGCUCGCCUCUGAAAUCUCCUCCCGCUAAGGAUAGUUCUGAUGGGGCUUCAACAACUACACAACCUGGUUUUCUUGGAACAAUUACAAAAGGCAUAGUCGACUCAUCUAAAAAUGCAGUGAAAGCUGUACAGGUCAAGGCUCGCCAUGUUGUUUCACAGAACAAAAGGAGAUACCAGGAAGGAGGAUUUGACUUAGAUAUGACAUACAUCACAGAGAACAUAAUUGCUAUGGGGUUCCCUGCUGGUGACAUGAGCUCUGGGUUUUUUGGAUUUGUUGAGGGGUUAUAUCGAAAUCACAUGGAAGAAGUGAUUAAGUUUUUUGAAACCCAUCACAAGGGCAAAUACAAAGUAUAUAACCUUUGCUCUGAGAGACUAUAUGAUGCUUCAUUAUUUGAAGGAAAGGUGGCUAGUUUCCCAUUCGAUGACCAUAAUUGCCCCCCAAUUCAAUUAAUAAUAUCUUUCUGUCAAAGUGCUUAUUCAUGGCUGAAGGAGGAUAUUGAGAAUGUUGUGGUUGUGCACUGUAAAGCUGGGAUGGCAAGGACUGGGUUGAUGAUCUCUAGCCUUCUUCUAUACUUGAAGUUCUUCCCCACUGCUGAAGAGUCAAUUGACUACUACAACCAGAAAAGAUGUGUGGAUGGAAAAGCGCUUGUUCUGCCAAGUCAAAUUAGAUAUGUCAAAUACUUUGAACGUACCUUAACAUACUUCAAUGGUGAAAACCAGCCUGGGCGCAGAUGCAUGCUUAGGGGAUUCCGGCUUCAUCGUUGCCCUUAUUGGAUCAGGCCCUCCAUCACUGUCUCUGAUCAUAAUGGUGUUCUCUUCUCCACAAAGAAGCAUCCACGUACCAAGGAUCUUUCACCAGAAGAUUUUUGGUUUAGCGCACCAAAGAAAGGAGUUAUGGUCUUUGCUUUGCCUGGGGAACCUGGCCUGACUGAGUUGGCUGGGGACUUUAAAAUUCAAUUUCAUGAUCGGCAAGGAGAUUUUUACUGUUGGUUAAACACAAUAAUGAUUGAAAACAGAAAAACUCUGAAUACCGGUGAUCUUGAUUGGUUUGACAAGAGGAAAUUGCCAUCCCCAGGUUUCCAGGUUGAGGUUGUGCUAGUAGAUUAUAAUGGCACUGUUCCAACAAAGCCCCAGACUGAAACUACCACCAAUAAGCCAGAUGAAAGCUCAGGGACCGGUGCUGCAUCCACUGAUGGAAGUGCAGCCCCAUCAAGCAAAAACAAAGACCCUGGACAUAAUGACAAAGAUGAUGUGUUCUCAGACAGUGAGGCAGAAGAAUCUGGUUCAUCAAAGAGCAGACGGCAUAAGGCAAAAUCUGCUGAGGGAGCAGCUGCCCCUUCAGCCACCUCCAAAUCAGAAACAAAUACCAGUUCUGAUCAAGUUGCAAGUUUGGUGCAUUAUACUGAACAAGUUUCUUUAGGAAGUGCAAACUCCCAACAGAUGCACACCACUAGUGAGCCGAGAAAAGAUGCUGCAGCUGCUGGUGCUGCUGCUCCUGCUGCUCCUGCUGCAACUGCUGCUGCAGGUGUUCAGGUUUCCAGCUCAGAAAGUGAAUUUAAGGCAAUGGCUGCUGAUGCAUCUGUUUUCACUUUUGGAGAUGAUGAAGACUAUGAAAGUGAGUAAGCUAGGGCUGAUGUCAAACUUUCUGUACAUAAAUUGGUUUGCAAAUUAUACACGUGCCUAAUAGUAAUGUUCAAUCUUAUUCGUUUCAUUUGUAUCAUUAUCACAGUCAUUUGUAGCAUUAUAACGUGGAUGUUAAAAUAAUCGCUGCAUUAAAUGGUGAAUUAAAGUUAAUGGAAUUGGUUUCA